Messenger RNA from Bipolaris oryzae ATCC 44560, 333 nucleotides. RefSeq lists its product as uncharacterized. The record is from RefSeq and is a predicted model, not a curated record. The annotation marks the transcript as partial. NCBI's taxonomy places the organism in Eukaryota, Fungi, Ascomycota, Dothideomycetes, Pleosporales, Pleosporaceae. The transcript has a single exon. Gene Ontology annotation, cellular component: ribosome. Gene Ontology annotation, molecular function: structural constituent of ribosome. Gene Ontology annotation, biological process: translation.
CUCCCGAUCCGCGCCCCGCUCCCAACCCGCCUCACCCAACGCACGCACAUGCACACCCCAAGCUGCAACUGCCUGCGCCCAAGCCUCCUCGCACGCUCUUCGCGCCCCACAGCCAGCACCGGCAGCAGCAGUAGUAGCAUUGGGUCUCUAGUUUCGCGAUUCAACGGGUUGGGCAUCAGCCCCAGUAAUAUGCUAGCGCAGGGCCAGACCCGCGGCAUGAAGGUCCGGAGCUCGGUCAAGAAACUGUGCGAAGGGUGUAAGAGCGUGAGGCGCAAGAAGGGAAGAUAUGUGUAUAUUAUUUGUUCCAAGAAUCCGAAGCAUAAGCAGAGGUGA